AAAAGAGGACCACGUCUCUUCUCUCUCUAUAACUUUCCUUUCUUUGCCUCUCUGCUACACUCUUCGACUUCUCCACUCUUCUGUCUUUGACCUCUGCUUAUUAGCCAUUUUCAUGGAACGUCCAUUUCAUCUUCACCCUACUCUUCUCUCUCUCUUUCCUUAUACCACCUAAUCUCAUCAUUCCUUCAAUACCCUUUUCCCCUCUCCAUGAAUUCCGACGAGCCACUCACUCCUGCCGGCCGUCUCUUCCUCCGUCCUGAAAUCAACCAGAUUAUCCACUGUCUCGUUGGACUAAAGAACUCAAUCGAUGUCGAUUCUGUCAAAUCUCAAAUCGCUGAUUCCAUCAUGAUUCAGCACCCUAGGUUUUCGAGUCUUCUCGUUCGUGACCGCAACGGCGUUGAGUAUUGGCGGAGGACUUCAAUCGAAGUCGACCGUCACGUCAUCGUCGUUUCCGAUCCUGUAUCGGAUGACGUUGGAGGAGUAAACGAUGAGAAGGCUGCGAAUGAAUAUUUGGCUGAUUUAGCGAUUUCUUCCUCCAUGGAUUACAGCAAACCUCUUUGGGAGAUUCAUUUGCUUUUGGCGCAUAACUGUGCCGUCUUCCGAAUUCAUCACGCGCUCGGUGAUGGAAUCUCGCUGAUGUCGUUGUUCUUGACGUGUUGCCGGCGGGCUGAUGAUCCGGAUGCGUUGCCGACGAUCGUUUCGGAUUUGAAGGCGGUGAGGACUGGAAACAGAGGGCGGAGGAGUUGUGGGGAGAUGAUGUUGGAGUUUCUUUUAACGGUGUGGUUUAGUUUGUUGUUUGUGUUGGAGUUUAUCGUGAGAGCUUUGUGGGUUUGUGACCGGAAAACGCCGAUAUCCGGUGGGGAUGGGGUGGAGCUUUGGCCGAGGAAAGUGGCGACGGCUAAGUUCGCGUUGGAGGAUAUGAAAGCGGUGAAGAAAGGAGUUCCUAACGCGACCAUAAAUGACGUUCUAUUCAGCGUAAUAGGAGCAGGGUUAUCGAGGUACUUGGAGCAUAGGCAACCCAAAGGUUUGAAAGAAGGACUUCAAUUAACUGGAGUAGCUAUGGUUAAUCUUAGAGAGCAACCGGGAUUGCAGGAUUUAUCUGAUAUGAUGAAAGGAAAUAAGGGAUCACGAUGGGGUAACAAGUUAGGAAUUCUUCUCCUUCCUGUAAACUAUUACACGAAAGCACUCGAUCCUCUUCAAUAUGUCAAGAGAACGAAAAAGAUGCUUGAUCGGAAAAAACGGACCUUCGAAGCUCAUUUUUCGUACGGAAUUGGCAAGUUGGUAAUGUCCUUUUUGGGACCAAAGGUAGCUUGCAUCCUUAAUUACAGGAUUGUUUGCAAUACAAGUUUCACUAUCUCCAAUGUGAUUGGCCCAAGAGAAGAGAUUACCAUUGGAGGCAAUCCCGUUACGUACAUCAGAGUCACUUCAACAAGCUUAUCCCAUGCAUUAACAAUGCAUAUGAUGAGCUAUGCUGGAAGAGCUGAAAUGCAAAUUUUGGUGGCAAAAGACAUCAUCCCUGAUCCUGAAUUCCUUGCUGAAUGCUUUGAAAAUGCGUUACUUGAAAUGAAAACAGCAGGAGCAACAUUAACCACAAAAUAGCAUAUACAAUAACUUCCCAAAUUUAAUUUUCUACUUGUUUAUACAUUGUUUAAUCAAGAAAAAGCCAAUCGAUUAGACUUGAUGAGGUAACGGUGUUUGAAACUACUGUUGAAAUAGUUAAAAUUAUAUUUUUUUCCAUAUAAUUCUAAACUUUGAAAUACGAUUUUAAUAAAUCAAAAUUGAGAAUUA
This is a messenger RNA of Cucumis sativus (cucumber), 1788 nucleotides long. Its product is annotated as O-acyltransferase WSD1. Gene Ontology annotation, cellular component: plasma membrane. The record is from RefSeq and is a predicted model, not a curated record. Gene Ontology annotation, biological process: triglyceride biosynthetic process. The transcript has 6 exons. Bases 208 to 1599 code for a protein of 463 amino acids. Lineage: Eukaryota; Viridiplantae; Streptophyta; Magnoliopsida; Cucurbitales; Cucurbitaceae. Gene Ontology annotation, molecular function: diacylglycerol O-acyltransferase activity; long-chain-alcohol O-fatty-acyltransferase activity.